AUGGGGCCGCUGAUCGAGGUCGCAGCCGGGCGGGGCGCUGCAGCGGGGUUCCGCAGCAAGGACAUCUGGGUGUUGGCGUCUUGCGCUCUGGAGGCAUUGGAGCGCAGCAUGUGGGUGGUCUUCGCUGCAGCCGAGGUCGCCUACAUGGCCAGCGGGCCAGCUGCUGGCGCAGGCGUGGAAGAGCGCGAGCCGCUGGCGCUCUUUCUGCACCCCGGGUCAGCGGCGACGCUCACCGCCAUGCUGCGAGGCGCCCUCGAGGCCGCCACCCGCAGCGGCGACCGCGACGGCAACAGCGGCGUCGCCGUCUCUGAGGCCGCCGGGCUGCUGUUUGCGGCCGCCAUGGCGCCCCCAGGUCAAGAGCGCACCCAGUGGUGCCGCGAGGCGGUCGCGGCGGAGCUGCCCUCGCUGCUGCUACGCGCGGCCGUGCAGCUCUCCACCCAACUGGACGACCCCGCUGCCGCGGCCAGGGCCGCGAGCGCCGCGUGCGUGAUGGCGUACGCGGCCGACAACGAGUGUUUGGCUGUUGAUACGCAGGACGAAAGGCGUGAAUGGGCGCCAGGCGGCGAGCCCCUGUCAGGAACGAGGGCCGCGGCGCUGUCAGCGCUGGUGGCGUGCGCCGGCAGCAGCUGCUCAGAGGCAGCAAUGCAAGCGGCGGCCGGCGCCCUGCACACCUGCCAAGAAUCCAGCGGCUGCGCGGCCGACCUGGCCGCGCAUCCCGGGGCCGCGACCGCCCUCGUGGGCGCACUCCUGCGCUGCGCGGCUGCGGCGCGGGCGGCCGGCCUCGGGGGCAGUUACGGCAGCAUGCGCAUGGCGGGUGGCACGGGGGCGGCCGGGCUGCUGCUGUCAAUGGUGGCCGCGGCCGCCUGCGAGGACGACGCUGAGGCCACCGCUGCAGCAAAGCGCCAGAGCCGGUGCGUGGACGCGACCGUUGGGGGCAACGAAAACGACAACAUUGAAGAGUCGCAUGCGGCGGCCGAGGCCGCGCUGCUGCGGCUGGUUGCAGCCGGGGGUCAAGGUGGUCUGCUGGCGGCGGACGCGGAAGCUGCCCUGGGCUUCCUGCGGCGCCGCGAGGCGCCGCCGCCGCUGGCGGGGCCGGGGGCCCUGGUGUUGACUGACGGCCGGCGCUGCCUGGCGUGCGGCAAGGGGCGUGGCGGCGGGGUGACGCUCAGGCGCUGCAGCGGCUGCAUGGCGGAGGGCGUGUAUUAUUGCUCUGUGGAGUGGUGA
This is a messenger RNA of Monoraphidium neglectum, 1224 nucleotides long. RefSeq lists its product as hypothetical. The transcript has a single exon. Lineage: Eukaryota; Viridiplantae; Chlorophyta; Chlorophyceae; Sphaeropleales; Selenastraceae. Bases 1 to 1224 code for a protein of 407 amino acids. The record is from RefSeq and is a predicted model, not a curated record.